This is a messenger RNA of Meira miltonrushii, 716 nucleotides long. RefSeq lists its product as uncharacterized. The record is from RefSeq and is a predicted model, not a curated record. The transcript has 2 exons. The coding region runs from base 381 to 566 and encodes 61 amino acids. Lineage: Eukaryota; Fungi; Basidiomycota; Exobasidiomycetes; Exobasidiales; Brachybasidiaceae.
CUUCUUUAAACUCCGGCCAACAGCAUCGGCAUAUCUUUGGAGCUUUUUUAUAAUAAUAUGACAAGUCUUUGAUAUCUCUUACUGUAGCGAGAUCACUCGUUACAGUCACUUUGCAAGAGUAGUUGUGGCGUGAAUUGGUAAAUCUCAAUCAUCGGAACCGUCACAGCCAGAUUACGAUGUAAGUAGGCUGAAUAAGUCCGCUUGCACCAUACAUAAUAUCACAAUCACCUGAAGAUACCGGGUUGGAAUUGGAUGAGAGAAGAAGUGAUGGAUAUAUAAAGUGCCCUUUUUUUUUAACUUGCACAUCCCUCACAACCGUCAAAAACUCUUUGCAAGACUUUCAAGACUUUCAAGAAUUAGCGAAUCACUUUUCUAUCAAGAUGCGUAUUCAAAUUUUGUCAUUCACUUUAAUCUUCUUUGCUAUCUUUAUGCAAUCCUGCAUCAAAGCUACACCCGUUCCCGGUCAAAGUUGCGAUUCCUGCGUUCCAACUUGUAACCCUGCCGGUCAAGGCAAAAAUUGCCGCAGGGAUAUCCUGAAGUCUGUAGGUCACAACACAUUCAUUUAAAGCUGUACAAAUGAAUUGCUGUACGGUUCAAUCUAUGCAAGUGGUGACCAUUGGUUGUAGAUCUCUCUUACGGUCUGAAGAGAAACAAACUUGCGAUGCCUCUGCAAUCUUUAUCUCAAAAUGUGUUAUCCACAAUGAUAUGUAAUCAAU